Messenger RNA from Peromyscus eremicus (cactus mouse), 1791 nucleotides. It is a transcript of the gene Stard6, whose product is annotated as StAR related lipid transfer domain containing 6. NCBI's taxonomy places the organism in Eukaryota, Metazoa, Chordata, Mammalia, Rodentia, Cricetidae. Gene Ontology annotation, molecular function: lipid binding. The coding region runs from base 623 to 1333 and encodes 236 amino acids. The transcript is spliced from 10 exons. The record is from RefSeq and is a predicted model, not a curated record.
ACCAUGGAAGCCAAGCAAGGCCGGCUCAGUCUGCAGAGGGAGCGUCGAUGGAGCGGGAACAGGAGUCCGCUCCCUUGGGCGGGUCCCCCUCCUCCGUCCCGCUGGGGAAGGAUGCGCGAUACUCACCAGGACACUUUUUAAAUCGCACACUUCCAGACCCUCGGUCGAAAGCCCUGGCCCUUGGCAAACGGGACGACGCGACAAAGCAUCCCCGAACCCGACACCGCCCUCCUCGGGACCGCUGGCUCGUCGGCGGCCCCAGGCCAGGAAGGAAUGGCAGUGACCCAACCCGGAUGAGGGACCUGGUCGGGCAGCACAGAAGGAGGGAAAUUAUACCAACAUAAAGAUCACUGACUUGUGUGAACCUGUCUUAUCAGGCUGGGACAGGAUAUGAGGUGGAGAAAAUCAAGUAGCCACCGAGUGCCCUAUCAAAAAAGAUGCCAUCUCAGCAUUGGUCUGUGUUGGUUUUCCACUGAGCCUAUGACUGAAGACAUCCUUGACUUCCAUCUAGUUCAUCCAAUGUUACAUCAUCAGGUUAACAGAUAUGGACAUCUCCACCAGGAUUUGGAGAAUAGUUUCAAUGGGCACUAAAAAUCUGGACUAGAUUUGUUAACAAAGGUAGAUGGAGUUUAAGGCAAUUGCCCAACAAACUGCUGAAGAAAUUUUAGCUUACAGUCAAGAUAUAUCUGGCUGGAAAGUUGUUAAAUCUUCAUUAAUUUAUUUCUGGAUUUUAUUCCCCUUUGAGAAAAAGAUAAUUGUUUCCAAGAAGACUUCUAAAUUAUUCCGCGGAAAUCUAUAUCGCAUUGAAGGAAUAAUUCCAGUAUCAACAGCUAAGCUCUCCAAUUUUCUCUACCAACCUGAAAGCAGAAUUAAGUGGGAUAAAUUAUUGAAAGCAUACAAUGUGUUACACAAGAUUGAUUCGGACACAUUUAUAUGUCAUACCAUUACGAAUAGUUUUGCCAUGGGCUCCAUUUCCCCUAGAGACUUUAUCGACGUAAUAUACAUCAAACACUAUGAAGGGAAUGUUGACAUUAUCUGUGCUCACAGUGUGGACUUCCCAGGAUAUCCUCCGACUUCAUAUUAUGUCCGUGGCUAUAACUACCCUUCUGGCUAUGUAUGUUCACCUCUCAAAGAAAACCCAGCAUAUUCCAAGCUAGUGGUAUUUGUCCAGAUAGACAUGAGAGGAAAAUGGCUUACAUCGAUAAUUGAGAAAGUUAUGCCAUCCAACUUAGUGAGCUUCUUCCUCAAUGCAAAAGAUGGCAUAAAGGCGCAUGAAACUCCAUCAGCACAGAGACGUCACAGUAGGCACCCAUCAGUACACAAAAAGAAAUAAAGGAAUUCUGCCAUUAAACAUAGAGAUUGCAGACCGUACAAACUGCUAGUAAGUGUAGUUUGUCCCUUCUGAUUACUUCUAAGUCAAUAUGUGUAAAUCUAUUAUAUGUCUCUAGACAUUAUCCUUGUACCGAGAACUUGAAUGUUUUGUCAAAAUAAGAACUUCAUUUUACAAGAAAACUCCAUUAGAUAUAGCUUUUAAUCUCACAUGACAUGAAAUAAUGUGCUAUUAAUACACUUUGCCUACCUGAAUAUGCUCCACAUUCAGAUUAUAAACAAGCAGAUAUAGUCAGCAGUUGACAGUAAUUAGUUCAUUGAGUAUUUAUUCAUCUAGGGAUGGUGGCAAGCACCUGUAACCCCGGCACUGGAGGGACUGAGAUGGGACUAGCACAUGAGAGCAGCCUGAGCUACACAGAAAGACCCUAUCUCAAAAAUAAAUAAAAAGUGUAUUUGAAAUUA